AUGGGGCUCCGUGUGCAGAUCGCGUCGUUCAACGCGAACCAGAACCUCGAGACGAACUCGCUCCCUGAGCUCGAGUCAUGGCUUGUGCCGACCGUGGAACAGGAUCCGCAGAGCGGCUUUGCGACGCAGCCGCAAGCUGCCAAGCCGAGCGCAAUGUCGCUGGGGCCGCGCGAAGCGCCGGACCUGUACGUGAUCGGCUUCCAAGAGUUUGCACCGCUGCCCAAUGCACUAGCCGGCUGGACCGAGACGCUCCUUGCGGCGGUCGACCGCGAGAUCCGCCGGACCGUGCGCCUCCACCAAGCGGUCGUGCGGCCUGACCAGAUGUACGACCCUAUCGAGCUGGGCGGCGGGCCGGAGAACUACUCGCGCAUUGCCGAGCUGAAUCACGGCGGGAUUGCUAUUUUUGUGUAUGCGCGUGAGCGUGCUUCGCGCACGUCGGGCAUGCCGAGCGCCGCGGAGCGCGUCAAGGAAGUGCGCACCUCGUCGGUGGGCACGGGCGUCUUUUCGCUGAUGGGCAACAAGGGCGCGGUCGGCGUGCGUGUGACGCUUGCGCCGGAAGUCGCUGGCGGCAAGGACGAGGUGCUGACCUUUGUCUGUGCGCACUUGGCGGCGCACGACCACCAAGUCGAGCGCCGCAACGAGGACUGGAAGAACAUCGUGCAGCGCCUCGUCUUUGACCACGAGAACCUCGGUUUCCUUCCCAGCCUGCAGCCACGCAUGAACGGUGCGGGCCCCGACACCAACAUGGGGCAGGUCCAGAGCUUCCCCACGAAGCCCGCGUCGCAGAAUCGCACCAAGGCGCUGGACGCGAAAGAGUACUCGAUCUACGAUACUCACCACCUCUUUGUCCUCGGCGACUUGAACUACCGCAUCGGAACGGGCGUCGCCGGUGCACCUCCGUCCGGCGGCCCCGCGUCCAAGAAUACCUAUCCUCCGAUGAAAAAGGCCGACGUCAAGAUGCUGGCGAACUCGAACAACCCCAAGCGCUGGGCGUGGCUCUUGCCUUAUGACCAGCUUGCGCUGCAGCGCAUGCACACGCCCCCCCUUGCCUUCCAGUCGCUGCAUGUGCCGGACCUGUCGCGCUACGACCUCCCGCCUACGUACAAGUACAAGAUCCCGAAAUCCGCUGCCGAGACGCGCGACGUCCUGAGCAAGAAGCGCGUGCCUGGCUGGCCGGAUCGCAUUCUGUGGGGUUCGAGCGGCGACGAGCGCGCAAUCCUCUGCGAGCUCUACCGCAGCCUGAUGCAGUACCGCAUCUCGGACCACAAGCCGAUCACGGCGAUUUUGAGCGUGCCGCCGCAGCCGCAAAGCGCGUUCCUCACGUCGCCCUAUCCGAUCAACCCCCAGUGGCGCACCAUGCAGCGCAACGGCCGCGUGCUCGACCGCGUCGUCGGCUACAUCUGGUCGAUCAUCCUGGUGCUUGGCAACGGAAGCCUGCCGGUCGCCGCUGUCGAAGUCUUGCUGCUGGCCGUGCUGGGCGCGUGGUGGGUGAGCGGGAAGCCGAUCCCCUACAUCCGCCCGGAGAACAUUGCGCGCUAG
This is a messenger RNA of Malassezia japonica, 1539 nucleotides long. RefSeq lists its product as uncharacterized. NCBI's taxonomy places the organism in Eukaryota, Fungi, Basidiomycota, Malasseziomycetes, Malasseziales, Malasseziaceae. The record is from RefSeq and is a predicted model, not a curated record. Gene Ontology annotation, biological process: phosphatidylinositol dephosphorylation. The coding region runs from base 1 to 1539 and encodes 512 amino acids. The transcript has a single exon. Gene Ontology annotation, molecular function: phosphatidylinositol-4,5-bisphosphate 5-phosphatase activity.